Messenger RNA from Pectinophora gossypiella (pink bollworm), 2210 nucleotides. It is a transcript of the gene Tdc2, whose product is annotated as aromatic-L-amino-acid decarboxylase. Gene Ontology annotation, biological process: amino acid metabolic process. Bases 1 to 1884 code for a protein of 627 amino acids. The record is from RefSeq and is a predicted model, not a curated record. The transcript has 10 exons. Lineage: Eukaryota; Metazoa; Arthropoda; Insecta; Lepidoptera; Gelechiidae. Gene Ontology annotation, molecular function: carboxy-lyase activity; pyridoxal phosphate binding.
AUGGACGUCGACGAGUUCCGGAUCCGCGGGAAGGAGAUGGUCGAUUACAUCUGCACGUACAUGAACACACUCCACACGCGACGCGUCACCCCCAGCGUGGAGCCUGGCUACCUACGCUCCGCGCUGCCAGCCGAGGCUCCCUUCCAUCCGGAGCCAUGGGACGACGUCAUGAAGGAUGUGGAGAAGAAGAUCAUGCCAGGUGUGACGCACUGGCAGCACCCUCGGUUCCACGCCUACUUCCCUUCGGGCAACGGGUACCCUUCAAUUCUUGGAGACAUGCUCUCCGAUGGCAUUGGGUGCAUCGGCUUCUCAUGGGCAGCAAGCCCUGCGUGCACCGAGCUAGAAAUUAUCAUGUUGGACUGGAUGGGUAAAGCAAUUGGUCUACCUCCUAGCUUCUUAGCACUCGAAGAGGGCAGCAAAGGCGGCGGGGUCAUCGAGGGGUCGGCGAGCGAGUGUGUCCUGGUAUCUAUGCUGGCGGCUCGGGCCAAUGGAAUCAAGAGGCUGAAGCAACUGUUUCCCACCGAGGACGAGGGGAACCUCCUCUCCAAACUCAUCGCCUACUGCUCCAAAGACGCGCACUCCUGCGUCGAAAAAGCUGCCAUGAUCUGCUUUGUCAAACUCCGCAUCUUACAAACCGACGAAAAUGGCUCAUUGAGGGGUGAUACACUUAGUGAGGCCAUGGAAGAAGACGAGAAAGAAGGCCGCGUGCCUUUCUUCGUGUCGACGACCCUGGGCACCACGUCGUCGUGUUCGUUUGACAACCUGCCCGAGAUCGGGCCCGUGGUGCGCAAGUACCCCGGUGUAUGGCUGCACGUCGACGCAGCCUACGCCGGCUGCGCCUUCAUCUGCCCCGAGCACAAGUAUCACCUCGCCGGCGUUGAGUACGCUGACUCCUUCAACACCAACGCCAAUAAGUUCAUGCUCACGAGCUUCGACUGCUCCUUGCUGUGGGUCACUAACAGAUACCUCCUUACAAGCGCGUUGGUCGUCGACCCCCUCUACCUCCAGCACUGUUACGACCAUACGGCCAUCGACUACCGGCACUGGGGCGUGCCCCUGAGCCGUCGGUUCAGGUCGCUUAAGCUCUGGUUCAUGCUGAGGAGUUACGGCAUCUCUGGGCUACAGAAAUAUGUGAGGCGACACUGCGAACUCGCCAAGUUCUUUGCUGAUCUUGUCAAAAAAGAUGACCGAUUCGAAGUUUGCAAUGAUGUCAAGUUGGGCCUAGUCUGCUUCCGGCUGGUGGGCUCUCCCGAGGACACGGGCGAACAAGUGGACGAGUUGAACAAGAAGCUGUUGACGACCAUCAACGCAUCGGGCAAGCUACACAUGGUGCCGGCGAUGGUGCGCGAGCGCUUCGUCAUCCGAUUCUGCGUGGUGCAGCAAUACGCCACCAGAGACGACAUUUUAAUAGCGUGGGAAAUUAUAUCGGACUUCGCUUCGGAACUUUUGGAAGGACCGGACAAGGAAAGGGAUUUGAACGUGGAGCACGAUCGCAAGACUCGUGUGGCUCUCGCGCACAAGCGGUCGUUCUUCGUGCGGAUGGUUAGCGACCCGAAAAUUUACAACCCGGGCAUCAACAAGACCCCUCCCCCCGCGCCCAUGUCUCCGAUGUCUCCCCCUCCCGCGAUGCACCCGCGCUCCCCGGACACUCCCUCCGAUACGGACUCCGUGCAGUUGCAGCCGUCGACGCCGAAACAAUCGUCUUGGAUCAGCUGGCCUCUCGCUUUCUUCUUCCAAAGCGUCGACCACGACGCUAACGAUUUGCCACUGAGGUUCCGUCACUUGGACACGAUGGUGCGGCUCAAGAGCCCCGGCAGCGCGGGCCGCCGCGGGUCAUCCCCGUGCGCGUCCCCGGAGCGCCGCGCGCCUUCGCCCUCGCAGUGACCGCCCAGCCACUAACUCCUCAUAACGAUACUCUCCAGCAUGUAGUCACGACAUUUAUUUUUAAAUUGUGAUUAAUUCGAGUCCAAAUAUAAAAGGUGUUUUACUUACAAGUUCAUAACAUAAACAUAACCAGCCUAUACACGUCCCACUGCCGGGCACAGGCCUCCCCUCAAUCAACCGGAGGGGGUAUGGAGCAUACUCCACCACAAGUUUAUAUUACAAGUUUAUAUUUAACAUAAAAUUAUAUGGGGUUUCACUAUGUUUAAUCAACUGAUUUUAUUAAUAAAAGUUUAUAUUUUGCAUAUAAUAAUCGUAUGAGUUACAAU